Messenger RNA from Cicer arietinum (chickpea), 799 nucleotides. The record is from RefSeq and is a predicted model, not a curated record. NCBI's taxonomy places the organism in Eukaryota, Viridiplantae, Streptophyta, Magnoliopsida, Fabales, Fabaceae.
UUGUAAUACUAUAAUAUAACCCAACAAUAUCUAAAAUCAAUUAGGUAUUCCUCCUUCUCUUCUCUUUGAUACAAAGAAAAGAGGUUAACAAAAUCAUGAAAGCUCUUACCUUAAUCCUCACAUUCUCCAUAAUUGUUGUUUUGUCACAUGCAACACCAACAAUGUUCUAUCGACAUAGACCACCUUCUCACAUUACCAAACCACAAAAUGGAACAUGCAAAUACACGAUCACCGUAGAGAUAAGAUUCCUUCCUCAAGCAGAUACAAAAAAACUCAGGAUUCAUACCGAAUCUGAUAUCUUCACGCAAAACGGGACAAAUAUAUUUAAGACAACGGAACCAUGUCUCGACAAAAUCUGCAAAGUGAGGCUAGCUCGGGAACCAUUAACAUCGCAUUUUCUACCUAUGAAAUGGAUAGCAGAUUAUGUCACCAUAGAAGACUCUAAGAACCCUCCUAUCACAUUUAAUUUUCCCAAUGACACUUUUGGCUUUGAAGACUAUAGGAGCAACUAUAUAUUUUGAUUUUAAUUACGUUCCUAAACUACUCUACUAUUGUAAUAAACUUUUUUUAACAAAGAUAAGUUUAUUAUAUUUCAUAAAAUAUAGAAGCUAAGGUUUCUUCUAUAAUAAGUGUUUUAUGUACUACAUAAGUAACAAAUAUUUAAUGAUUAAGUUGCAUGUUUGUAAUGGUGUCGUUCGUCACCAUGUUGCUACUUUUAUCGUCUCAUAUUUUUGUUACAUAUUGGAAUGUUCCUAAACUUCUCAAUUAUUAAUAAUAGUAUUUAAGAUAUAUUUUCAUA